Molecule: messenger RNA, 1300 nt
Organism: Dryobates pubescens (Downy woodpecker)
Lineage: Eukaryota; Metazoa; Chordata; Aves; Piciformes; Picidae
Product: interleukin-1 beta-like
Biological process (GO): cellular response to lipopolysaccharide; cytokine-mediated signaling pathway; inflammatory response to antigenic stimulus
Molecular function (GO): interleukin-1 receptor binding; cytokine activity
Source: RefSeq, a predicted model, not a curated record
AGCUCUGCUGGGGGACAGACAGCCCCCCCAGCCCUCCCAGUGUCACCAGAGGAACUGGGCAAGCCAGGACGUUGCGAAAGGUGGAAAUCCCGCUCUGACGAUGCUUCCUUCCAGGCACCCUUGAAAACCUGCUGCGCCCGGGCAGGGCUCACAGAGCACCCAGGCCACGACGCGGGCCCAGCAGGCACAGCAGCGCUCGACGGGUACCAGCAGGUCUCUGCCCAGCUUUGUGCAGUCAGCCGUGGACAUGGCCUUUGUUCCCGACCUGGAUGUGCUGGAGAGCAGCAACCUGAGCGAGGAGACCUUCUAUGGCCCUGACUGCCUCUGCCUGCACGAGGUAAUGCUGGGCGGGUAGCAGCUGGGAAGGGUAGGACCCCUGGAUGGGGAAGCUGAGUUCUCACCUCAGGUGCCCCUUCCUCUCUAGAAACCCCAUCUAGACAUGAAGGUGACCUCGCCUGAGGUGGGCAUCCAGGUGACAGUGACCAAGGGGCACUCUGCCAGGACCUUCCGCCAGGCUGCUGUGCUGGUGGCAACUGUGGCCAAGCUCUGGAAGCAGCCAGCGCACAGGGACUUUGCUGACAGUGACCUCGGGGACCUUCUGGAUGAUAUUUUUGAGCCGGUCUCCUUCCAGCACAUCGAGGGCAGCUGUGCUGGGGCUCCUGUGUACCGCUACACUCGCUCCCAGUCUUUUGACAUCCUCGACAUCGACCACAAGUGCUUCGUGCUGGAGUCUCCCACCCAGCUGGUGGCCCUGCACCUGCAGGGCCCCUCUGCCAAGCAGAAAGUGAAGCUCAACAUUGCUCUGUACCGUACCCGAGCGUCACAGGGCGGGCUGGGGACUGGGCGAGUGCCAGUGGCACUGGGCAUCAAGGGCUACCAGCUCUACAUGUCCUGUGUGAUGAGUGGGGCCCAGCCUGUACUGCAGCUGGAGGAAGCUGACAUCAGGAGGGACAUUGACAGCAUGGAGCUGAUUCGCUUCAUCUUCUUCCGCCUGGACAGCCCUGCCGAGGGCACCACUCGCUUCGAGUCUGCUGCCUUCCCCGGCUGGUUCAUCUGCACCUCGCAGCAGCCUCGCCAGCCCGUGGGCAUCACCAACCAGCCCGACCAGGUCAUUGCCACCUAUGAGCUGAGCGGGCACUGAGGGCCCCCCGAGCCCUCCCCAACCCAACCGGCAGUUGCCGGUUUUCUGGCUGUAUGUACCGAGUACAACCCCCCCAGCGGGACCCCCCCUCUAUUUCAGGUGAAAUAGCAGCUCUGGGCCCCGUGGGCCCAAAGUCACCCCAAUGGCUACUAACUUAUU